Centruroides sculpturatus (bark scorpion) is the source of this 2836-nucleotide messenger RNA. Its product is annotated as FAST kinase domain-containing protein 1, mitochondrial-like. Gene Ontology annotation, biological process: regulation of mitochondrial mRNA stability. The transcript has 8 exons. The coding region runs from base 152 to 2836 and encodes 894 amino acids. Lineage: Eukaryota; Metazoa; Arthropoda; Arachnida; Scorpiones; Buthidae. The record is from RefSeq and is a predicted model, not a curated record.
CGCCAGAGGGCGGCCAAACAAGCAAGCAAGCAUGGGAAGAUUGUGAUCGCGGAAGCCUCGUAGCCAAGGUCCAAGUUGCCCCAGAAGAUUGUGAUGAGUAGAUUCUACCAGGAAUAUAAAGUUGAUAUUUUCACAAAUAUUUAAUAUUUUAAUGACUUCAUCUAUGCUACAAUACUUAAAUAAGUGGUAUUCUUUCAAUAAGAUGUGUUUAACUUUACAUAAUAUUCCAAGGAACUAUUUUAUAUCACAUCAUUUUUCAAAAUGUUUAGAAAAUGGAGAUAGUGCAAAAGCUCAAUUAUUACUUCAGUUAGUGAAACCAUCUAGUCAGAAGGACAAUCUUUCAUCCUCAAGAAUUUUAAAGAAAUUAGAACUUACUAAAUCAGUCCAGGAAGUUUUACUAUUAACAAGUUUUCAAAAUAGUCUUGGACCAAAUGAAUUGGCUUUUUCAUUAAAAACUCUAAAAGAACAUCAGUAUUUGUUGCUAUCUACUUAUUGUUGGGCUUAUAAUAAUGAAAGAAUUUUAUGGGUGCAAUCAAAAAUUGAUACUGAUAUUCAAAAAAAUUUUUAUCCACUGUUAAAAUCAUCUGAAUUUAUACAAAUCUGCAAUGCCUUAAAAGAUUCCUUUGCUUCAUUAUCUAAUACUGAGCUUUUAAUAAGUUUACAUUCAUUAUUACGUCUUCAUUUUCCUUGUGAUCACGUACUGAGUAUGUUAUUACAACAAGAAUGUUUGCAAAGAAGUCAUAAAUUUGAUUUAAUGGAACUAUCCUUAUUUGCUUCAAUAGGAAAUAUGCUACAAAGAGGUGGAAUCUUUAUUAAUAGCCUUACAUGCAAUCAUUUAGAAAAACUUUUAAAGAAUGAUGAAUUAACACCUGUAAACUUAAAUUACUUGAUUGAUAUCUUAUGUCAUACUACUUAUUUUUUAUCCUCAGAUUUUAUUGAAGAACUUCAGACAAAAGUGAUAAAAGUUAUAAAACAGAAUGAAAAUAAUAUUUCAACAUCAAGUUUAAUUAGUUUACUUGAAACAUUCCUUAAUAAAUUAGGAAAAAUUAAUACCAGUUUUUUGGAUGAGAUUUAUAAGAAUUUAUCUCUCAAUAUAGAAACCUUGAAUAUACAUCAGCUAAGAGACAUUUUAUUUUUGCUUACAUUUUAUAAUUAUUCAACAAAAGAAAUUAUAGAAAUUAUUAAAAGAAGAGCACAUGAAAUAUUUUGUAAUGGUUAUCUCUCUGCUUCAGAUGUUGUUAGUUUUCUUAAUGUAUUUGAUAUUUGUGGAUGGAGUGAUGGAUGUACUGAAAAUGUAAAGCAUUUAUUGUCUUUACAUAUUCCUGAAUUUGACGUUCUUCUUUUAAAACAUGCUGCUAGUAAUAAAUUUCUGCAUAAUUGCCUGGAUAAGAAUAUUUUAGACAAAUUCAGCAAUCGUGUAUUAGUAAAACUUCAAGAUCUUUCUGGAUCAAUAUCUUGUCUUUUAAGUGUUUUAAAAUUGUAUUCAAAAAUUAAGUAUAAAAAUCAAUCAUUUCAUUUUCAUCUUAGAGAAACAGUUCUUCAGUUAAUUGAAAAAAAGGUAUUUCACACUGGACAUCUUGGAAUAUUUUAUCAAUAUCUUCUUUCUUCAAAUCAUAAAGACUCAACAGCUUUUGUAAUUAAUAAUGUUAAGCAUAAUCUUUCUCAGUUUUCACUUUCAGAAAUUGUCCUUAUUAGUAAGCAGUUAAAUUUUUCAAAUACACAAACUGCAUUUACAUAUAAUUGUCAAUCAGAAAUAAUGUUGAAAAAUUUAAAAAAAUGUAUAUCUCAUAGACAAAAUGAAAUUCAAAAUUUAAAACAGUUAAAUGUUGUUCUUAAAAAUUUCCCUCAAAAAUACUUUAUAAAUGAGAAUAAUUAUUUGAAUAUACCAGAACUUUAUGAUCGAUUGGCAAGCACUGUGGAUUUAAAAACAAUAAAAUGGUCAUGCAGUUAUCUAACUAGAGAAAUGAUAUAUCUUCCAAAGACAUUACACAUAUUCACAAGUUUUAUACAAGAAAAUUUAAAAAGACUUGCAUUACCAAUAAUUUUAUCAUUUCUGCAAUUGUGUGCUUUGGUUAAUUUUACACCAGAUAACUUAGAAGAUAUAAUAAAAAUUAGUAUAGUGCAAUUAAAAGAUGAAAAUAAUUUAUUAAAAAAUAUCAAUCUGUUAUCGUUAACUCAUUGUUGUGUUGUUCUUGGAUAUUUUCCGCAUGAAAUUAUACAGCUAAUUUUUAACAUUCAAUUUGUGAAAAAUUUUGACAAGUUUUGUGAAGAAAAUCCAAAUAUCCAAAAUAAAUUUAUUCAGAGAUUCUUUGAUGUAAAUUGCUGUACAGUUCUUGAAUGCCCAGAAAUAGAUGUACCUUGGUUUCAUCAAUAUUUUGAAAAUGAAAGAGAAGAGAGUGCUCAUUAUGAUUAUUCUAAAUGGAAUGAAAUUGUGAAAUGUUCUUUAAUAGAAGUAUUAGGUGGACCUGAAUUUUUAAAAACUAAGAGGAUACAUUAUCCAUACCAUUACAAAAUAGAUAUGGAAUGCUGGUUAACAAAUGACAAUAUUCCAAUUUGUUAUAAAGAUAUAACAAAAUUAAAAUCUGUAAAGAAUGUAGAAAGAAUUGCUAUUUUAAUUCUGCAACCUCAUCAUUUAUGCUCCAAUGUGCCACAUCUGCUAGGAACUACAAAUAUGAAGAUACGUCAUCUGCAGUUGUUAGGAUACAGAGUAGUAAAGAUACCAUAUACAGAUUUAAAUUGUUUUGAAAAUGAAGAAGAUAGGUAUAAAUAUUACAAGUUCUGUGAACACAAGGUCAAGGACACUAAUGUUCCCUAUGGAGCCACCGUAUAUCCUUAG